AUGCCUCCACAGAUUAAGCAUGACCUUAACCGCGCUGGUUGGGAGUCCACCGACUUCCCAUCCGUCUGCGAAAAUUGCCUACCCGAAAACCCAUACGUGCAGAUGUUGAAGGAAGACCACGGCGCCGAAUGCAAAAUCUGCACUCGCCCAUUUACCAUCUUCCGCUGGAAAGCCGAUCGCACCUCCCGCCAAAAGCGCACCAACAUCUGCCUCACCUGCGCCCGCCUCAAGAACUGCUGCCAAUGUUGCAUGCUCGAUCUAUCCUUCGGCCUCCCCAUCGUCGUCCGAGACGCCGCUCUAAAAAUGGUCGCCCCAGGCCCCGAAAGCUCCAUCAAUCGCGAAUUCUACGCCCAGAACCACGAGAAGGAAAUCGAAGAAGGCCGCGGCGCCAUCGAGGAAUAUGAAAAGACCGACGACAAGGCGCGCGAGCUCCUCCGCCGUCUAGCCAACAGUCAGCCAUACUACCGCAAACCCCGCCGCACCGAAGGCCCCGCAGACACCGAGACCGUCGAGGAAGGCGAGUCAUCCCAAUCGCAGUCGCAAACACAAUCACAAACACACAGCCGCUACGGCAACGGGCCAGGACCGAUCCGCACAAGCGAUAGUCGCGGCGGGAAUCGUCUACCCGGUCGCGGAGGACGCGGAGGUGGACGAGGUGGACGACCAUUCCCAGGAACAGCACAGCUACCACCCUCCGAGCAAGACAUUCGACCCCCAGCCGACCAAAACGUAACCUCGCUCUUCGUAACGGGAGUAGAGGACGAUCUCCCCGAGCACUCGCUGCGGCUCUUUUUCACAGAAUUUGGCCAGCUUCGGUCGCUGGUCUGCUCGCACCGAUCACACUGUGCUUUUAUCAACUAUGUCAAUCGCGCGGACGCCGAGGCCGCUGCCGCGAAGUGUCAGGGCAAAGCUGUUAUCCAAGGCUGCCCGCUUCGCGUUCGCUGGGGCAAGCCCAAGCCUCUUGAUAAUAUGGACCGCGAGGAACGGAUCAAGAAUGCCCGUGAAGGACGCCAGGCAGCUGGGCCUGGACCCAAGGCUGGUGGCGCUGGCAAGAAGGCCGUUACCGCUGCUGGUGAGCCGACUGAGCAGAGCAAAGCCCAGGGUAACGUGGUAGCACCUCCACCAGGCUCGGGCGAUGUUCAGUAUGCCAGUAUGAAUGGCGAUUGA
This is a messenger RNA of Penicillium manginii, 1167 nucleotides long. RefSeq names its product Pre-mRNA-splicing factor ECM2 (gene slt11). The coding region runs from base 1 to 1167 and encodes 388 amino acids. Gene Ontology annotation, molecular function: pre-mRNA binding; U6 snRNA binding. The transcript has 2 exons. Gene Ontology annotation, cellular component: Prp19 complex; U2-type catalytic step 2 spliceosome; U2-type catalytic step 1 spliceosome. Lineage: Eukaryota; Fungi; Ascomycota; Eurotiomycetes; Eurotiales; Aspergillaceae. The record is from RefSeq and is a predicted model, not a curated record.